Molecule: messenger RNA, 2685 nt
Organism: Manacus vitellinus (golden-collared manakin)
Lineage: Eukaryota; Metazoa; Chordata; Aves; Passeriformes; Pipridae
Product: myosin-7B-like
Exons: 23
Biological process (GO): vesicle transport along actin filament; actin filament organization
Cellular component (GO): myosin complex; vesicle; cytoplasm
Molecular function (GO): ATP binding; actin filament binding; microfilament motor activity
Source: RefSeq, a predicted model, not a curated record
AUGAUGGUCGAUAUGUCAGAGUUUGGGGAGGCUGCUCCCUACCUCCGAAAGAGCGAGAAGGAGCUGAUGAAGGCUCAGACCGUUGCCUUCGAUGGGAAGAAGAAAUGUUGGGUUCCUGAUGAGAAGAAAGCUUACGUUGAAGCUGAAAUUACAGAAAGCAGUGAAGGCAAAGUGACUGUGCAGACAACAGAUGGAAGGACCUUGACUAUAAAAGAAGAUGACGUACAGACAAUGAACCCUCCCAAAUUCGACAUGAUUGAGGACAUGUCUAUGCUGACCCAUCUGAACGAGGCGUCUGUGCUGUACAAUCUGAGAAAGCGCUACAGCAACUGGAUGAUCUACACCUAUUCUGGUUUAUUCUGCGUGACUAUAAAUCCCUACAAGUGGUUGCCUGUCUACAAGUCGGAGGUUGUUGCUGCAUACAAAGGGAAGAGGCGCUCAGAGGCUCCUCCCCACAUCUUCUCCAUCGCUGAUAACGCGUACCACGACAUGCUGCGGAAUCGGGAGAAUCAGUCUAUGCUGAUCACCGGAGAAUCUGGUGCUGGCAAGACUGUCAACACGAAACGUGUCAUCCAGUACUUUGCCACAGUGGCAGCCCUGGGUGAAACUGGUAAAAAGAACCAACCCUCUACCAAAACCGGGGGAACCUUGGAGGAUCAAAUCAUUCAAGCAAACCCAGCCCUAGAAGCUUUUGGAAAUGCCAAAACCCUGAGAAACGACAAUUCCUCACGUUUUGGUAAAUUUAUCCGAAUCCAUUUUGGAACUACAGGCAAGCUGUCAUCUGCUGAUAUUGAGAUUUAUCUAUUGGAGAAGUCCCGAGUGAUUUUCCAGCAACCUGGCGAAAGAGACUAUCACAUCUUCUACCAAAUCCUGUCAGGAAAGAAACCAGAGCUACUAGAUAUGCUACUGAUAUCUACCAACCCAUAUGACUACCACUUUUGCUCCCAAGGAGUAGUUACAGUGGACAACUUGGAUGAUGGAGAAGAAUUGUUGGCAACAGAUCAAGCCAUGGACAUCUUGGGAUUUGUGCCCGAUGAGAAGUCUGGUUCCUACAAGCUCACAGGUGCCAUCAUGCACUUUGGGAAUAUGAAAUUCAAACAAAGACCCAGAGAAGAGCAGGCAGAGGCUGAUGGCACUGAAAGUGCUGACAAAGCUGCCUACCUGAUGGGAAUCAACUCCUCAGAUUUGAUUAAGGGUUUGUUGCACCCUAGAGUGAAAGUUGGCAACGAGUAUGUGACCAAAGGUCAAAGUGUUGAACAGGUUUUGUAUGCUGUUGGCGCCUUAUCUAAGGCAGUGUAUGAUCGAAUGUUCAAAUGGCUGGUGGUCCGUAUCAACAAGACCUUGGACACUAAGCUGCCAAGACAGUUCUUCAUUGGAGUCCUGGAUAUUGCUGGCUUUGAAAUCUUUGAUUUUAACAGCUUUGAGCAAUUGUGCAUCAAUUACACUAAUGAGAAACUGCAGCAGUUUUUCAAUCAUCACAUGUUUGUCCUGGAGCAAGAGGAGUAUAAGAAGGAAGGCAUUGACUGGGUAUUCAUUGAUUUUGGCAUGGACCUGCAGGCCUGCAUUGAUUUGAUUGAGAAGCCAUUGGGAAUCCUGUCUAUCCUUGAAGAGGAAUGCAUGUUCCCGAAAGCUACAGAUAUGACGUUCAAAUCUAAACUCUAUGACAACCAUCUUGGCAAGUCACCUAAUUUACAGAAGCCCAGACCUGACAAGAAGAGGAAGUACGAAGCUCACUUUGAACUCCUUCAUUACGCUGGUGCAGUUCCCUACAACAUCAUUGGAUGGCUUGAGAAGAACAAAGACCCACUUAAUGAAACCGUAGUAGGUAUUUUCCAAAAAUCAUCCAACAAACUCCUGGCGAGCUUGUUUGAAAGCUACGUUGGCGCUGACAGCGGUGACCAGGGUGGAGAAAAGAAACGCAAGAAAGGUGCUUCUUUUCAAACGGUGUCAUCGUUGCACAAGGAAAAUUUAAAUAAGCUGAUGACUAACCUAAAAUCUACAGCCCCUCACUUUGUACGAUGCAUUAUCCCCAAUGAAUCAAAAACUCCAGGUGAAAUGGAUGCAUUCCUUGUCUUGCAUCAGCUCCGCUGUAAUGGUGUCCUGGAAGGCAUCCGCAUUUGCCGUAAGGGUUUCCCAAACAGGGUGCUUUAUGCUGACUUCAAACAAAGGUACCGCAUUCUGAAUCCAGGUGCAAUCCCAGAGGACAAGUUUGUGGAUAGCAGAAAAGCUGCUGAAAAACUGAUGGCAUCUUUAGAUGUUGACCAUACCCAAUAUCGUUUUGGACACACCAAGGUGUUCUUCAAGGCUGGUCUCCUGGGCCAUCUAGAAGAGAUGAGGGAUGAGAGACUUGCAAAAAUCUUGACGAUGAUCCAGGCAAGAGCACGCGGCAGACUGAUGAGGAUUGAGUUUCAGAAGAUAGUGGAGCGCAGGGAUGCUCUUCUUGUAAUUCAGUGGAACAUCCGUGCUUUUAUGGCUGUCAAGAACUGGCCCUGGAUGAAGCUUUUCUUUAAGAUCAAACCUCUUCUGAAGACUGCAGAAACUGAAAAGGAGAUGGCCAAUAUGAAGGAAGAAUUCUUGAAACUGAAGGAGGCCCUGGAAAAAUCUGAAGCCCGGAGAAAGGAACUUGAAGAAAAGCAAGUUUCUUUAGUUCAGGAAAAAAAUGAUCUGCUUCUCCAGCUCCAAGCU